AGAGGAUGGAAAGAAUGAUGACGAUGAUGUCGCCGGGAAGAAGAAUAGAACUGAAGUCAGACGGUACUGGAGGCUACUUAACUUAGUGCUGAAUCAGCACGACGCUUUAUCUGACUUUAUCUGACUUACUUCGAUACCUCACAUCCUUAGACGACGCUGAAGUUAGCCUCCGAUUCGGCAAUUAAGGGGAAAGUUAAGGGGAAAUCAACUGAACGUGCAGUGCGACUGUUGUCGCUGAUUGUCUGUUUUUGUGACACCUCGUUUUGGGGUGGAGUCUUGUUUGGAUCAACCCAUGGAUUCAGACAGUAUCCAUGAAGUGGUCACGUAUACGCCGUCACUGCUACCAGCCAGUCACUACGAUAGAGACACCACUGAACCAAUCAGCUGUGGUCUUCAGACUCUAGAUGAACUGUUGUCAUGGAAACGCAGUGAGGCAAACCCCUUUAACGUGACAGUGGUCCCUCUGGCACCUCGGGAGCCCCCCCUGGCCGACAGUGCACGUAGGACAUUGGUGUCUCAUGACAUGAUGGGUGGCUACCUCGACGACAGGUUUCUCCAGGGGACAACUUCAGAUGCUCCGUACGCCUUCUACCACUGGCACUACAUUGAUAUUUUCAACUACUUUACACACGUCAUGGUGACUAUUCCUCCUGCUGUGUGGACCAGUGCUGCACACAAACAUGGAGUUGUCGUUAUAGGGACUUUUAUCACAGAGUGGACUGAUGGAGCCGCGGCGUGCGAGUCGUUCCUGAAAGACGAGGAGUCGUAUCGCGCUGUCGCUGAUAAACUCGUCCAGAUCAGCCAUUAUUAUGGCUUUGAUGGCUGGCUCAUUAACAUCGAGAAUAAACUCAGUGAGGUCGCGGUGAAGAACACGCCGUUGUUCCUGCGCUAUCUGAGCGACCAGAUGCACGAGCGAGUGCCCGGCAGCCUGGUCGUGUGGUACGACAGCGUGGUCGAAAACGGACAUCUGAACUGGCAGAACGAACUCAACCAGUCCAACAGGCUGUUUUUUGACGCCUGUGAUGGUUUUUUCACCAACUACAACUGGACAGAGGAACACCUGGAGAGGAUAAAAGACUACAGUGGACUCGGAGGCCGCGGUGCUGACGUCUACGUCGGGGUAGACGUGUUCGCUCGUGGCAACGUGGUGGGAGGAAUGCUGGAAACCAAUAAGUCUCUGGCCGUCAUUCGGAAGCACAACUUCUCUGUGGCCAUCUUUGCUCCAGGCUGGGUGUACGAGAGCCACGACGAUAAGACUGAAUUCCGCAAGAAUCAGGACACGUUCUGGGCUCUUCUCUCAGACUUCCUGUACGUCCACCGUCCAACGUCAGCUCUUCCCUUCAUUUCCUCCUUCUGCCAAGGCUUUGGGAAGAGCCUGUACUGGAGAGGACAGCAGGAGACGGAGAGAAGCUGGUUCAACCUGUCUGCUCAGGAGAUUCAGCCCAUGUAUUACCACACAGAGCUGGAGGGCCCGGGAUGGCUGAGGAGCCGCGGCUGCCCGGAGGACGCCUGGAACGGAGGCUGCUCGCUGCUGCUCGAAGGCCUCAUCCCCGUCUCUCUCACGUCUCAAGUUUCCGCCAAGAUCUUCUCCCUCCACGUUCCCCUGCCGCCCAAGAUCCUGGUGAGCCUCAUCUAUAAGCCAUCUGACGGGAUCAGUGUCUCUCUGGAGCUCAAGACUACAGACGCCAGUCUCUGCACAAAUACAGACAGGAAGCAAGGAAGCAAGGAAUUUAAACUUGACAGUGUGUAUCCGAAGGUUUUGGAUCAUGGACACCAGCUGGCCAGUCAGUUCUCUCAGCUUUGUGGCAGCUUGAAUCCAGAUGGCUGGACUGUCAGGUGUUUGCAGCUGGAGCUUCGAGGCUGUACUCUGAGAGAAGUCUGUGUCAGCAUCCAGAGGAAGGGAGAGGCUCGGGACACGGCUUUCACCUGCAGGGUGGGAGAGAUCAUGCUCCUGGAUGCAGCCACUCUGCAUGUUCCCUCUGACGUGGUUAAGGGCUUGUGUAUUUAUGACGUGGUUUGGCUGCGCGGUGCCGCUUCCUCCACCUCGUCCACCUCGUCCAGCCUGCACCUCACCGCCACUCUGCGCUGGGAUUAUCCCACUGAGCAGGUGCGAUACUUCAGGGUGUACUGGCGACGGUUGAGAGGACCCAAUCCACGAGUCCCUCCAGGUCAGCUGGUUCUGCUGGGACGGGCGUAUUCUAAUCUGUACAGGGUCGCAGGGCUGGCGGUGCCAGAGCCGGCUGGUGUACUGGAGCUGGUGGUGGAGCCAGUGAACAGGAAGGGCUUCCUGGUCCCAGAGAGCCAGUGGGGACGAAGAAGCUUCAGCUACACGGGGGACGUCACAGAAUGACUUUACAGAAAUGUGAUCACAUGGUGCUUCACCUGCUCACGUAUGUUCCUGCUAACAUAACGUGACAAAAAUUGUUAAUUGGGAAUGCUGAGUCAGGUUGUUGUUUUAGUUUGUAUUAAUGUGCAUGUGAGAACCCAAUAUUCCUGGUCCCCUGAACCCAGAUUUCCAAUUCAGAAACUCGGAGCAACAUCACACCCUGAGAUAUAAUAUGAUGACUAUUAACCAUCAGUUCCACAGUAAAUCUGUGGUACACAGGGUAUUAAUUGUGAUCUAUGGACAUGUUAAUAUGCUGUUUGUGUGAGAAAACUACCAUGUAGAGGUUGUUAUCGGCUGCUAUUGCUAACAAUGACUAGCCUGAGAUAUGUUUGCAUCUAUGGUUUUUUCCAACUCCAACUAUCGGUCUACAAACUUUCAGGGACGAAACAUAAACUACUGGUCCACAGAUCAGUGUCUUGGUUGUCUCAGGACUCAGCAUUCCCAACUGCAUUUUUUUUGGGAAACACACACAUCCUCGCCUGUUUCUAACACAAAAGAACUGUGUUUGCAUCCGAAAACCUAUCAAACCCCAAAUAAUUAUAACACGUUUGUCUGUGUGACACGUGCGCAUUCAUUCUAACUACAUCAACCAAACAAGCCUCUCCAGUAUAUUGUAUAACCAGGUUUGACAUUUACAUUGACAACACUGUAUCUGUCUCUGAUAUUUAUAUUUGCAUGUAACACUCACUUUUGUAUGUAGGAAAUAUAAUUAUCCACAACAUUAGAACUGUUAACUGCUUCCAAUGCUGUGGCAGAUUAAAGUAUAUGAAGCUUGUUUUGAUAAAAUAAUAAUAAAAAAUCAUAAAUACUAUAACGUAAAUCUUAUUGUUGUUACAAUUAUUCUCAUGGUUUGAACAAGUCCUUCAUUAGAACUUUAUGUUUCCAAUUCCCAUACAGUAGCUGCACCUCUGCUGGGCGAUGACGCCAAAAGGUUUCUAAUUAUUUAAAUACAUUUCUGAUAAAUAGGUUAGUUUUCUCCUGGUAAAGUUCUUUUCAACACACAGGUGCCAGCUGUCGGCCUUAUUUCUGACUAAUAACUGAAGAUAUGAACACAUUAUUACCUCAAACAGUGACCCGGAUCUUUAUUUACCUCAACUGUGAGAUAAUUUACCAUGUUUACAUCAGGAAGAACGAAUUCCUUCAUAUUCACAUGUUUAAUAAACCAAAUUAUUGCGUUUAA
This is a messenger RNA of Solea senegalensis (Senegalese sole), 3566 nucleotides long. It is a transcript of the gene engase, whose product is annotated as endo-beta-N-acetylglucosaminidase. Gene Ontology annotation, cellular component: cytoplasm. The transcript is spliced from 14 exons. Lineage: Eukaryota; Metazoa; Chordata; Actinopteri; Pleuronectiformes; Soleidae. The record is from RefSeq and is a predicted model, not a curated record. Gene Ontology annotation, molecular function: mannosyl-glycoprotein endo-beta-N-acetylglucosaminidase activity. Bases 293 to 2350 code for a protein of 685 amino acids. Gene Ontology annotation, biological process: protein deglycosylation.